UCUUCUCUCUACCCCCUCCCCUCUCUUCUCUCUACCCCCUUCCCCACCCCUCUCUUCUCUCUACCUCUGAAGUCAGUGCUGUCUUUCUGUCCAUUGCUGUGGCUUUGACAGAGUGCUUUGAACUGAGAGCUGAUAUUCUACAGAUUGACCAGGGUGAAGGAGGACACGAGCGAACAUUGACCGUCUCCUGUGUGAGAUCUGAACUGGCCGUCGAGUGUCCUCAACAUCUUGGUAGGAGUGAGCUAAAAGAGGAAUACUCCGAACAGAUUAGGGCAGCGGACUAGCUGCAGUACUUUUGCAUAAUGACAGACAGCCCUGUGGAGACCGGUCCCAGCAGCCUCCGUCCCCUGGCCGUAACGGACCUCUCAGGCUUACUGUGUAACCAGUCAGCCUCUCUGGAGGACCAGGAUGUCCAGGGACCCCCGGUGCUGGUGGAUGCCUGGCUGGUGCCCACCAUGUUCAGCCUCAUCAUGCUGGUCGGCCUGGUGGGGAACUCUCUGGUCAUCCACGUUAUUACCAGGCACCAGCAGAUGAGGACCGUCACCAACUUCUAUAUAGUGAACCUGGCCACCACAGACAUAAUGUUCCUGGUGUGUUGUGUUCCCUUCACCGCUACCCUGUACCCUCUGCCAAGCUGGGUGUUCGGAGAUCUCAUGUGUCGUCUGGUCAGCUACCUACAACAGGUGACAGCCCAGGCGACCUGUAUCACUCUGUCUGCUAUGAGUGUUGACCGUUGCUAUGUGACCGUCUACCCUCUACAGUCCCUACGCCACCGCACCCCUCGCAUGGCCGUGACGGUCUCUGUUUCCAUCUGGAUAGGUUCUCUCCUGCUGUCAGUGCCUAUAGCUCUGUAUCAGCGUUUAGAAGAAGGCUGUUGGUUCGGUCCCCAGACCUACUGCAGCGAAGUGUUUCCUUCAGCCCGCCUCCAGAGAGCGUUUAUCCUUUACAGCUUCCUGGCUGUCUACCUGUUACCUCUCGUCACCAUCUGCUUCUGUUACGCCUUCAUGAUCAAACGCAUGGGACAGCCCUCGGUACAGCCCACCGACAGCAACUACCAGGUAAUAGCCCAAGCAGAACGUGGUGCAACAGUCAGGGCUCGUGUCUCUAGGAUGGUGGUGGUGAUGGUGGCUCUGUUCACUGUGUGCUGGGGGCCCAUCCAGAUCUGCAUCCUGCUCCAGGCCUUCGGACCACACCUGCGCUCCUACACACUCUACAAGGUGAAGAUCUGGGCCCACUGCAUGUCCUACUCCAACUCUUCUGUCAACCCUCUGGUCUACGCUUUCAUGGGCAACAACUUCAGAAAGGCCUUUAAAAAUGCCUUCCCCUCUGUCUUCAGCCCGCAGGGCCAAGGGAGAGGGGGGGGCAGGGGGAGGGUGGGGGAGGCAGGGAGGGAAGGGGGGGGGGCAGAGUGCCAGGCCCCCAACGUGGACACAGAGAUGCACUUUCUUUCAUCUGGGACCUGAAGGCCAAACGUCUCAUUAUUUAUUUACAGGUGCGUGUGUCUGUUAGCUAAUGCCUGUCGUGAUCUCUGAGACUGAGGUCCCAAUGUGUCAUGUGAUUUCUGUAACUCAUGUAAUAUGUCCCAAUGGGUCAUGUGAUUUCUGUAACUCAUGUAAUAUGUCCCAAUGUGUCAUGUGAUUUCUGUAACUCAUGUUACAUGUCCCAAUGUGUCAUGUGAUUUCUGUAACUCAUGUCCCAAUGUGUCAUGUGAUUUCUGUAACUCAUGCUACAUGUCCCAAUGUGUCAUGUGAUUUCUGUAACUCAUGUUACAGGUCCCAAUGGGUCAUGUGAUUUCUGUAACUCAGGUAAUAGGUCCCAAUGUGUCAUGUGAUUUAUGUAACUCAUGGUACAUCUCCCAAUGUGUCAUGUGAUUUCUGUAACUCAUGUAAUAUGUCCCAAUGUGUCAUGUGAUUUCUGUAACUCAUGUUACAUGUCCCAAUGUGUCAUGUGAUUUCUGUAACUCAUGUUACAUGUCCCAAUGUGUCAUGUGAUUUCUGUAACUCAUGUUACAGGUCCCAAUGUGUCAUGUGAUUUCUGUAACUCAUGUUACAGGUCCCAAUGUGUCAUGUGAUUUCUGUAACUCAUGUUACAUGUCCCAAUGUGUCAUGUGAUUUCUGUAACUCAUGUUACAGGUCCCAAUGUGUCAUGUGAUUUAUGUAACUCAUGUUACAUGUCCCAAUGUGUCAUGUGAUUUCUGUAACUCAUGUUACAGGUCCCAAUGUGUCAUGUGAUUUCUGUAACUCAUGUUACAUGUCCCAAUGUGUCAUGUGAUUUCUGUAACUCAUGUUACAUGUCCCAAUGUGUCAUGUGAUUUCUGUAACUCAUGUUACAUGUCCCAAUGUGUCAUGUGAUUUCUGUAACUCAUGUUACAUGUCCCAAUGUGUCAUGUGAUUUCUGUUACUGAUGUUACAGGUCCCAAUGUGUCAUGUGAUUUCUGUAACUCAUGUUACAUGUCCCAAUGUGUCAUGUGAUUUCUGUAACUCAUGUUACAUGUCCCAAUGUGUCAUGUGAUUUCUGUAACUCAUGUUACAUGUCCCAAUGUGUCAUGUGAUUUCUGUAACUCAUGUUACAUGUCCCAAUGUGUCAUGUGAUUUCUGUAACUCAUGUUACAGGUCCCAAUGUGUCAUGUGAUUUCUGUAACUCAUGUUACAUGUCCCAAUGUGUCAUGUGAUUUCUGUAACUCACGUUACAGGUCCCAAUGUGUCAUGUGAUUUCUGUAACUCAUGUCCCAAUGUGUCAUGUGAUUUCUGUAACUCAUGUUACAUGUCCCAAUGUGUCAUGUGAUUUCUGUAACUCAUGUUACAUGUCCCAAUGUGUCAUGUGAUUUCUGUAACUCAUGUUACAUGUCCCAAUGUGUCAUGUGAUUUCUGUUACUCAUGUUACAGGUCCCAAUGUGUCAUGUGAUUUCUGUAACUCAUGUUACAUGUCCCAAUGUGUCAUGUGAUUUCUGUAACUCAUGUUACAUGUCCCAAUGUGUCAUGUGAUUUCUGUAACUCAUGUUACAUGUCCCAAUGUGUCAUGUGAUUUCUGUAACUCAUGUUACAUGUCCCAAUGUGUCAUGUGAUUUCUGUAACUCAUGUUACAGGUCCCAAUGUGUCAUGUGAUUUCUGUAACUCAUGUUACAUGUCCCAAUGGGUCAUGUGAUUUCUGUAACUCAUGUUACAUGUCCCAAUGUGUCAUGUGAUUUCUGUAACUCAUGUUACAUGUCCCAAUGGGUCAUGUGGUCUUUUAUGUCUUUGUUCAGUUUUUUUUUACUGUCUGAUAUUCCUAUUAAUUAUGUUAAUAUGUAUUCCUAUUCAUUAUAUACAUUUGAUAUAUAUUAAUUAUGUUAAUCUUUAUUUCAAUUUAUUAUUAUGUAAAUGUUUUCUUCCAAUUCAUUAUGUAGAUUUUUAUUUCUAUAUUUGGUCUCUCUAGUCUAGAACAUAGUAGUAGUGUAGUACUGUAAUACUCUAGUACUGUAGUACUGUAAUACUCUAGUACUGUAAUACUGUAAUACUCUAGUACUGUACUACUGUAGUACUGUAAUACUAUAGUACUGUAAUACUGUAGUACUAUAAUACUGUAA
This is a messenger RNA of Oncorhynchus mykiss (rainbow trout), 3565 nucleotides long. Lineage: Eukaryota; Metazoa; Chordata; Actinopteri; Salmoniformes; Salmonidae. The record is from RefSeq and is a predicted model, not a curated record.